Pseudoliparis swirei is the source of this 5814-nucleotide messenger RNA. RefSeq names its product ras homolog family member Ua (gene rhoua). NCBI's taxonomy places the organism in Eukaryota, Metazoa, Chordata, Actinopteri, Perciformes, Liparidae. The coding region runs from base 313 to 1125 and encodes 270 amino acids. The transcript has 4 exons. Gene Ontology annotation, molecular function: GTPase activity; GTP binding. The record is from RefSeq and is a predicted model, not a curated record. Gene Ontology annotation, biological process: small GTPase-mediated signal transduction.
GUCAUUUGAAGGGGAGUUUGGGACGGGUCUGUCCGCUGGACGACAGAACGGACACAGACUGUAACAAACAACCGACGUUAAUUUCACCCCCGCUCUCUAGACCUGGUGUCCCUUAAUCUAACCAUGACGCUCGAAAGGGACACAGAGCAGAGUAGUUCAAACUUCUAGUGAUCUGACUAUGGAAACUAAAAGGAAGCGGACAGCAGCUACAACCCGCUCCCUGAACCCGGCAGAGAGGAACGGAAGAAUGGACGGUGUGAACACUGGCCCGCGCCGGUACUGAACCUCCUUCCCCGGGUCCACUCUGGCUACAUGUCCCCCUCCUCCCCGUGCCAGAUGCCUCUGCGGGGCGACGGAGGCUACAAGUCGGCCCCGGUGUCCCCCGCGCCGCCCGUCCCACCGAGGAGGGUCCGGGGCUGCGGCAGGACGCGGCGGUCCGGAGCGGGGGCGGCGGGGGCCGGAGCGGCGGAGCGGCGGGUGAAGUGCGUGCUGGUGGGGGACGGAGCCGUGGGGAAAACCAGCCUGGUGGUGAGCUACACCACCAACGGGUAUCCCACCGAGUACGUGCCCACGGCGUUUGACAACUUCUCGGCGGUGGUAUCAGUGGACGGUCAGCCAGUCAAACUACAACUCUGUGACACAGCCGGACAGGAUGAGUUCGACAAGCUGCGGCCUCUGUGCUACACCAGCGCCGACGUGUUCCUGCUGUGCUUCAGCGUCGUCAGUCCCGCUUCCUUCCAGAACGUUCCUGAGAAAUGGGUUUCAGAGAUCCGAAGGCACGCGCCCUUCGCUCCGCUCGUCCUCGUCGGGACGCAGUGUGACCUCCGAGAAGACGUCAAGGUCCUCAUCGACCUGGCUAAGUACCGGGAGCGACCCGUGGACCCAGCAGAUGCCCGUGACUGUGCGAUGGAGAUCGGAGCCGUGUCCUACAUGGAGUGCUCUUCCCUGACCCAAAAGAACUUGAAAGAAGUGUUCGACACGGCCAUACUGGCCAGCCUGCAGAACUACAGCUCCCAUAAGCACUCGAGAGGGAAACAGAAACGGAGAAAAAAGCAAAGGCAGAAACCAGACAAGAUGAAGACUCUGUCCAAGUCGUGGUGGAAAAGGUACUGCUGUGUGGCCUAGAGCGGGUUGGGUCUCAGACUCUGAGCAGCUGGCUUUGAGUUUCUCCCUGAUGGAGCCUGACUGAACCGUUGCUGGGAACCAAAGUAAGACUCACGGAUCUAAUUUGUUUCUUUCUUUUUUUUUAAAUGGGGUUUUUAGUCUUAUCAUGGAAGGGAUUCACAACUGAGCCCAGCCUGGUUUUAAGAAAACCUAUAUUUUUUAAAAGAGCAGUCUUUUUUCUACACUGGUUUCCAUCCUAGCUGGCCUCCAGUCGGAUCCAUCCUGCCCCUCCUGGAAUCCUGGUCGCACCACGAGGAGCAGGAGACCCUCUCCACGUCACGGUGGAAGUGACAAUGUUGCUCUAGGCCGGUCUCGACUUGAACAAGAACAAGUCGUGUCUGUGGUGAACACGUAUGAUGCAAUAGUGUUUAGUCGGGUGUUCUCGUAACAACCUUCACCGGCCUGGUAUGGGUUGAUGCCCGUCGUGGAGCUCGACUCACUGAAACCUCGUCUGGACUUCCUUCGUCUAACGUGUUUGUUGUGACACUCAGAAUUAGAAGUAACUGCUGACUGAAAUAGAGCGUCCCUCUGAUCAGAAAGUGUCCUCAUUUACACUCUUCACAUGAAAAUAAGAAGUCAUUUCGUAUGUUCUGUCAUGAUCUCCAGGCAUGAUUGAAGUCAUAAAUUGUCUUGUUAUAAUCAUUGUUGCUGUCAUGAAAGAUGACGUGGCUAACCAUUGGUCACAUGCUCAGUUCACCAGGUGCAGCUUAAAGCCCUGAUCUGACGCCUGAAUCACGGUUUACCUUUUUAGUUUAGUCUCCGUCUAAAUUCAUGCAAUUGCGCCCGGUUUAGUUUUUAGUUGGAUUUUCUUCACUUCCUGUUGAAUACCAAACACCAGCGAACGUAGUGACCGGGCAGUGGAACGUGUUUGGUGAGAUGUAAGACUCAUACUGUGUCUUAUUAGAAACAUAACUCACGCUGAUGUCUUUUCCCCGUCGGGGUAAAGCGUGUUCACCGAUCCUACGUCAGUACUGAAGGACUCUGCCGUCUGUGCCUUAUUAAUGAAACCAGUAAGUUGCAAGAGGCAAUUUAAUAGACAUCCUCACUGCGAGUGGGAGCAGAAUUAGAUCAACCGAGUGCUCUUUGCGCGGCUUAAAAGUCACACAAUGAAGUCUGCUGUUUGAUUUCUGUCGGUUUGUAGCCAGAAAGAAACUGAAAAAAUAUGGGAUUUUAUUCCUGAGCUUUUCAAUGCAAUUGUGUGUGUAAGACUGUGAAGUAUUAAUUAUGUACAUAUUCAGUGAACUCUGCUCUUUGUAGUUAUGAACUAUAGUUAGAUUCAUCGUGUGUGUUUGUUCCUUUUACCCAAAUUAUGCAUAUUAUUAUUAUUUCAGCCGUAACCAUUGAUCGAUUCUAUCUCUCCGCAUCCAUGAAGCUUUAAUGCUUGACGCCUUUUGUCCGUCUCCGUUAGUUCUGCAGCCUCUUCGCUCUCCGAUAGAUUCAGUUUCAUUUGUCGUGAAGAAGAAAUAAAAAGACUCAACAUGUGUGGAUGUCAAACGGUCCGCGGCCACACCUUCCUUUGUACAUUGUAGAUACUAAAACAAGAACAAAACACAUUAAUGUAUCUGCGCUGCCUUCAUCUGAAGGACUCUUUGUGUUAGAGCCUCGGAAAGGAAAAGGGUGCAACCAGGUCUCGGUCCGUGAUGAAUUCAAGGCAGAUCUGCCAAUAUUUAAUGAGCAUCAUGAGCUUGGAUGUGUAACGGUUUAGCUCCAUGCCUUCCUUUUUGUAAUCGUUGUUUUCAUCCUGUCACACCAUCUCGUCAGUCCAACUCCCCUCACCUGCCUCUGAUCACCUCGUUAGUCCCUCAUUCCCUUCACCUGGUCCUCACGCCCUUCUCACCUGCAGCCCAUCCCCUCAUUAGUCCCUCACUAUUUAGCUCCCUCACUUCCACUUGUCCUCUGCCAGAUUGUCUUGUGUUUUCGUGCCAAGUUCUCCAGUGUUAUUAGAGUAUAUUCCUGACCUGCCUGUCCUGACCCUGCCUGCCUGCUCUGACCUCUGAUUCUCUGCCCCGCCCCUUUUUGGACUUGUUUGCUUCUUCGACUGAUCUCCCGGUUUUGACCCAGCCUGUUUCCAACCAAAGACAGUAAUCUUUGUUACUCCUGUCUGAGUCGUGCUUUUGGGUCCACUCUAAUAGCGUCGUGACAGGAUGUAGCUCUAUGACAUACAUUUAUUUCUCAGCCCAGGGACGAUAUAAACUUUGACCUAAAGCCCUGUGGAGAAAAUUAAUCUUGCGACAAGCUAAACCUGUCUGAUUAGGCAACCAAAGGUCACAAGAUGAGGUUGAAGGUUGAAGGUUAACAUCUUCACAGUGUUAACAACUUUUAAUUUGACCGCUAAUGUUCUGCUGCUUUUGUUCUAAGUCAUUUAUUCCACUUAUCUUCCCCCUGGGUUUCUUUUAGUCAACCAUGGGCAGAGAGCACGCUGAAAAUCCUGUAAUAUUUAUAAUAUAAGACUGUGCCUUAAAAUUCAACAAACAACAACUUUUUUUAAUUGAACUGCACUCAGAGGAAAAUAUGUUACGCCAAUGUUUGGCAUUCAUGUCGUGUUUUCCAUCUAGUUAUUGCAAAGUGACAUGAGACUGCCGGAACGUGCACAAACACACAGACCUGUGGAAUAUUUUCAACCGUUUGUUUGCUACUUUCUUUUAAAUAUUUCUAGAUUACGCACUGCUUCAGGGCCCCGAGACCCUGAACACAACUGCAGCUGGAAAUUGGCUCCACAAUUUGGUUCUCAUGAGAGUUAUCCACAAAAAACAUCCUCUGACCCAACUUGAUGAUGUAGCCACACGGUGGACACUAUAAUACGAACGGCAUCGUUCUCUAGCAGCAAACGGAAAACGUCAUCUAAAAUGUCUCUCAACUCAAAUAAUUGUUGAUUUUAGGCCUGAGUUUAAAACGAAGGCUCCAGAUUUGCGGACAAUGCUUCUCUGGAGCUGUUUGGUAGUUUUCUGCCGAAGACGCUACGACUGCGACUGAAUGGGUUCACUGUGUCUCGAUGUUUUACUCAUGAUAGCAAAUGCAUUGUUUCGUGCAUUGGUGGGGGGAGGCAUAAUAAGUUGCUUGUCUUGCAGCCUUGGCUGAUGUUGGAUCUAAGUGUGGUAAAGGUCACACGGACCCUUCUGAUAGCAUUUCCUGUCAGGUCGGAUCCAUUUUACGGACUUAACAUGUAUAAUUUAUAGAGAGCGCAUGAGUUUCUCAUCACAGAGUGUUUGCAUACAACAUUUAGUUUGGGCUUCAAUAUGAGACACAUGUGUCACGUUCUGUUUAAAUACAUUAUAACAACGUAAAUGAUGACCUGCGUGUUUGUGACAAGGAUUUGAGGAAGACUCCAUCUUUGUUUAAUUUUUGUUUAGUAUUUUCACUUAAUUUUUUUAUUCGUUUAGACAUAUUAACGUAAAACAAAUACAAAAAUGUCAGACAUAAACAUUAAAAAAAUAAUAUAUAUAUAUAUACCUACACAUGCACACACAAAACAGGACACAAUGAUAUAUAUAUAUAUAUACACACACACAUAUAUAUACAUAUAUAUAUAUAUACUGUAUAUAUAUAUAUAUAUACACAUACAUACAGACAUAUAUAUAUAUAUAUUUGUUUAGUUUUUCCUCUCUUUAUCUAACUCCAGGUAAAUUACGCUUAUGCUAUAAUAAAUAAAAUCGAGCCCCUGCCGUCCGCUCUUGUCGCAAAGGGAUUAUUAUUUUAAUAGUUUAAAAAAAUAUGUUUUAAAUGAAGUAAGCCGAAGCUACUGGUGAUACUAGACCAAGUAAGGCUGCAGCAGUGGAACAUUUGUGCUUUCCUAUUCUCAUGAAUUCAACUUUUCUUUAUGUUUAAGACUAAGAUUUUGUUAAUUCUUCUUUUAAAAAUGACAUUUUUUUUCUCGCUUUAAUGUUUUAACGGCUUGUCGAGACCCGGACUCGGCUGGUCGAUCCCCAGCAGCGUACGAGUCUGCAGCGACAGACGGCUGUGUGAUGUCGAACAGAUGGUCUCUGAAAGUGAACUAUUGUGUUUAGAGAGAGUCAGAGGAGAGACGUGAGGGGGACACUACGUAGACAAAGUAUUGUGUUCUGUUGAAGGUUAGACGGAAAUGUUAAUGCUCUGUUUUCGGGACAGGUGCAAAGUCUGUAUGUGGAUUAGAAAAAAUAAGUAUGGCUGCAAUGGCUGACUUCAGCUAUUGUGAUUAAUGAGGGGUUGGAAUUUACAAACCAAAUACAAAAUGAAACAGUGUCUGUAUGCGAAUGACCUCGGAUUACUGGAAGCAAAUCCGUUUUUAUCGACUUAUACGUGACGCUUAAUUCUCACACAUUGAAUACAAAACAGUAUCCGUGAAGUCCAGUGUGUUUUUAAACCAAAGCAGGCAGCCCAGGGAAACAGACACAGCGGUUUCAUUCUUGAGAUGUCAUUGUUUUAUUGGAGUUGAUACCCUCGGAAAGCACACCUGAGCUUACUCACACGGGCCACCAGCUGAGAGCUUCUCACCCCACUCAGCCUGCUGUGUGAAACGUCAUUUUUCCUGCAUGUAAAAACGUUGUAACAGAGAGCACGCCGCUGCAAUCUGCUCACACUGAAUUCUCUGUUUGACCGAGUACGUCAGUCAAAGAAAGACGUGUUUGUACAGAAGAUUUAUAGCCUGAGAAAUAAAAAGUAUUUGGUGUAACA